UUUAUAUAAAGCAGUUUAACAUUCUCUUUGGUGCUGAUACCUUGUUGGAGGCAGUGUAACUUUUAUAUCCACAAAUCAGUAUGGAACUUCUGCACAUUGCUUUCUUUAUCAUUCAACUGUUAUAUGUUAAUACUGAUUCACCACCAAUACCAUUACUUAAGUCACAUCCAGAUAUUGCACUUGAGCCUAUCUCUUGUGAUGAUCCAGACGUUCUAGCUGGUGUAGAUUUCUCUCUUCGUAAAUUAAAUGCCAACCUGACAAGUGGUCAUAAAUUUGCUCUUCACUAUGUCUUCAGGGCUAGAGCAAAGGAAUUACAAGGAAAAAUAUAUAGUAUUGAUUAUUUUAUCCAAGAAACAGAUUGCCCUGUUGGAAAUGAAACAAUCUGGAAAGAAUGCAACAUUAGACCACGUGCAGAAGCUACUAUGGGUCACUGUAAGUUGAAAACGUUCAUCGAAAAACUCAGAGAAAAAGCUGAAAUAACUGAAUAUAACUGCACAAUAAAUUCAGGGAAUAGGCCAAGACCUCCAUGUCCUGGAUGUCCAAGACAUCAGCUAGACCACCCCAAAUUAAAUGAAAUAAUUGCUCUUGCUGUAGCAAAGUUUAACACAGAGAGCAACUAUACAAAUUACUUUCAGCAUGACAUUGUAUUCACGUUCACUUAUCAGGUGGUGGCUGGAAUGAAGUAUGAAUUGAAGUUUACAAUUCAGGAAACUGAAUGCAGCAAGGAGGAUUCCAAUAUUAGAGCUGCCAAUUGUGAUGCAAAGGCUGACGGUGAAAAAAUGUUCUGCCACUCAGAAGUAAUAACGCAGAUUUGGAUGAAUUACACAGCGGUGGAUAUAACCUGUACCUAUGAGCCAUUUCCGACACCAAUGUUUGAUGCAUUUCAAUACGUGGGUUGGGGGCCAUUUGGUGUCUCAGAAUUACUACAGGAACAAACGGAACAAGUCACAGAUCGUCUGGUAUUUCCUAAAUGCCCAGGAAAGACAUGGAAGCCCUUGCCAAAGAUUUAACCAAUACUUAUCAGAGUCUUCGAAACACCAUGAAAGCAACCAACCUUGAUUGACUGGACUUUGUUUCAUUUAUUCCUUGUCAUUUUGGCAGUCAGAGAUUGGACCAAAUUCUCACAUUGUUAUGAUUAAGGGUAAGAGCCAAACCAAAUCUGUCUUUCUAUUGCUGGAUUCACAACAUGGUGAAAUUAAAAUAUUCAAUGAUCUAGUAAUUACCAAAUUGUUCCUGAUUAAACUUUUACUAAUAAUAGAUCUUGGAGACCGAGUUUAUAAUGUAAACAAAAGUUACUCGAUUAAUAUUUCUAUUUUAGUAGGACAAAGCUAAACAACAAGGUAAUCUGACUAAUAUGUAUAAUUUAAACAAUUCUGUCACAUCCCUACUUACAGUCAGGCAGAAUGACUGUCACAUUUAAGGGAUAAAUUAAGAAGAUAACAAAAGGAUAUAUAAUGUCAAUUCAAACACAACAAUUUCAAUCAAUGGAUGCUAAGCCUUCAUGUAAUCCUUGGAAAAUAAGCUAAUCACAAACAUGUAACUGUGUACCUAAUUUCAAAGUCACCACAGAAUGUGAGUAAUUGUAUUAUGCUUCCAAUACUAGGUAUUUAGUUCUUACAGACUAUGAUUCAUUUCUCAGAACAUUCAACAAUUCUUUAACUUGAUAUAAAACUAGAGAGUGAAAAAAAGCAGCAGCCAAUCCUUCUAAAAUCAUUCUGCAUCUGGCAAAACCAUUUAAAACUGAUUUACUUAUCUCUUCUUUUUUAAAAAACAAAAUCAAUAAUCUUUGUAGUUUUCUGGUUAACAUCAAUACUCCUUUGACUGAGCAGCUCAACCCCUACCUAGCUGCCGGCCCUGGACAUGGCAACAUAUGGUGUCACAUUGUCCAGUGUUCCUUAGAUUAGAAAUUAAAUUGCAUUAUCUUCCAGGCCAGCCACCAACAGCAAUAUUCAUGUUGGUUUUCUUCUCUUUCUAAAGCUUGCAGCUGUUCAAACUUCAACCUCAAUUCUACCAGAAUUAAAACAAUGAAAAAUAAAAGAAUAAUGAGCAUCUCAAUGCCAUCAGGUUAAGUUUGGACUUUGUUGCUUGGGUGCUGGCAAAAAUAUAGCAAAUACCUCUAGCUUAUUUGAUUAAUUCCUCAUAGUUGCUUUUGAUUUGCAUAAACCUCAUCAUGCGUAUACAUAAAAUAAUUUCACAUAAAUAAUCAUGGAUUUGACACGCUUUCAGGAUUACGACUGCGAUGAAAAUGAUUAUAUUGUAAAAUGUGGAACAGUGCAGAAUAAUGGAACAACAGGUGUCAUUGCACAGUAUAACGAAUAGGUUAAUGUGCUACCUUAUAGUCCACUUCAGAAAUGCUUAUCAGUCACAAAGUAAAAUAAAGAGAAUCAUUGAUAAUAUAAA
Molecule: messenger RNA, 2400 nt
Organism: Chiloscyllium plagiosum (whitespotted bambooshark)
Lineage: Eukaryota; Metazoa; Chordata; Chondrichthyes; Orectolobiformes; Hemiscylliidae
Product: kininogen-like
Biological process (GO): negative regulation of endopeptidase activity
Cellular component (GO): extracellular region
Molecular function (GO): cysteine-type endopeptidase inhibitor activity
Source: RefSeq, a predicted model, not a curated record